Molecule: messenger RNA, 1098 nt
Organism: Hemibagrus wyckioides
Lineage: Eukaryota; Metazoa; Chordata; Actinopteri; Siluriformes; Bagridae
Gene: lbx1b
Product: ladybird homeobox 1b
Exons: 2
Coding region: 194-997 (267 amino acids)
Biological process (GO): regulation of DNA-templated transcription
Molecular function (GO): DNA-binding transcription factor activity, RNA polymerase II-specific; DNA binding
Source: RefSeq, a predicted model, not a curated record
UGCAACAAUUUUCUAUCUUUUCUUCUUUUUUAUCUACAGUAUUGUUUGGAUGACAUCAUUGCACGCAGAGUGCGCAUCGUCUUGAAGGCGUCAUUGCUCUGGAUUCACUUUGAGAGGAUUUACAUUCAAGAACAAGAACAUGACCCCAACACACUUUGUCGACUGAAGUAUUGAGAUUUCUUCGAGUUUUCCAAUGAACACGUCUUUUUUUGAUAUCAUGCCGUCCGCCAAGGUGAACAUGAACAAGGUGAUGCGCGAGGGCUGCGGGCCAAAUUCGUUGGAGCGACUUCCGCCUCCCGCGAGCUGUAACAAACCUCUCACGCCUUUCAGCAUCGCAGACAUUCUUGGUAAACCGAGCGGAGGUCCAAGGCCUUACCUGAGUUCACCUGUGCACGUGAACCGCCGCGUCACGGCUCCCGUGAGCCAGACGUCACCGCUGUGCGCCCUGCAGGAGCUGACUAGUAAAACCUUCAGAGGUCUGGAGCUGGGUGUGCUCCAAGCAGCAGAGAGUAGAGAUGGACUCCGUGUCUUUGGCCAAAGGAGCAACCCGAAAAAGCGCAGAAAGUCCAGAACUGCGUUCACACACCACCAGAUCUACGAGCUAGAGAAACGUUUUUUGCGUCAGAAGUAUUUAUCUCCCGUGGACCGGGACCAGGUCGCGCAGCAGCUGGCGUUAACCAAUGCGCAAGUCAUCACCUGGUUCCAAAACCGCCGCGCCAAGCUGAAGCGGGACAUGGAGGAGCUGAAAGCGGACGUGGAGUCAGCCAGAGCAGUAGGAGCCGUGCCUUUAGAGGAAACCGCCGCACUGGGUGAGCUGGAAGGAAGUACUACAGAAAGCAGGGGACACAUUGGAGCACAGUGGUCCUCUCCGCUAAGGCACGAGCUACAGAGCGCGCACAAAUUGCGCAUGUUGCGCGCCACGUCGUCCUCCUUUUCAGACCACACAAGUCACACUGAAUCUGAAGACGAGGACGUGGAAAUAGACGUGGAUGACUGAUUGCUCACCCGGGUGGUGUGAGAAAAUAAAUGACACACUCCUCGAAAUCUGUUUAUAUAUAUAUUACUAUUCCUGCACUGUUUAUAAUAUCGUGGAUUAAA